Messenger RNA from Dentiscutata erythropus, 1485 nucleotides. The record is from the annotation of a GenBank genome assembly. Lineage: Eukaryota; Fungi; Glomeromycota; Glomeromycetes; Diversisporales; Gigasporaceae.
AUGUCUCCUACUCACGCUGAAGUUGAAUCAUUGAAGGCCAGAUAUACUGUUGCUGGUCAAGAACACCUUUUUACUUUUUAUGAAAAUCUUACACCUGAAGAACAAACUGCUCUUUUUAACCAACUUAAUAAACUUGAUAUUGAACGUGUUAAUCAAAUUUUUAAGAAAGCCGUUUCUUCGUCAGGAAAUUCUUCUGAUACUAAAAAACAAAAUUUAGAAACUUUACCUGAUGAUGUAUUUGAUUCUGUAUUAGAUGCAAAUGAAGAUAAGAUUAAAGAAUGGGAAAAAUUAGGGUUUGAUAUGAUUUCUCAAAAUAAAGUUGCUGUCAUUUUGAUGGCUGGUGGUCAAGGAACUAGAUUAGGUUCAUCAGCUCCAAAAGGUUGUUAUGAUAUUCAUUUACCAUCUGGUAAAUCCUUAUUUCAACUUCAAGCUGAACGAAUUUUAAGAUUACAAAAAGUCGCUCAAGAUUUUACGAAUUGUAAAAAUGAUGUGAUAAUUUCGUGGUAUAUAAUGACCAGUGGUCCGACAAGAUCUGCUACUGAAUCUUUUUUCAAACAAAACAAUUAUUUUGGAUUAAAAGAAGAGAAUGUUAUCUUUUUUGAACAAGGUACUUUACCCGCAUUGACCUAUGAAGGAAAAGUAUUUAUGGACACAAAAUCUUCUCUUGCCGUUGCACCUGAUGGUAAUGGUGGAAUGUAUGCUGCCUUACGAAAGGAAAAAGUUCUUGAAUCAAUGAAAUCAAGAAAUAUUUGUUAUGCUCACGCUUAUUGCGUUGAUAAUUGUCUUGUUCGCGUUGCUGAUCCAAUUUUCGUUGGUUAUUGUAUUUCUAAAAACGCUGACUGUGGUGCCAAAGUCGUUCGUAAAAUUGAUCCACAUGAAUCUGUAGGUGUUAUUGCUCUUCGUGAUGGCAAAUUUAACGUAGUAGAAUACAGCGAAAUUGAACCUGCUGUCGCCGAGCAGAGAAAACUUAAUGGUCAACUUACCUUUGGUGCUGCUAAUAUUGCAAACCAUUUCUAUUCAGUUGACUUUUUAGAUCGUGUAGAAUCAUUUGAAAGUGAACUUGAAUAUCAUAUAGCAAAUAAGAAAAUCAAACAUAUUGAUAUUAACACCGGUGAAUUAAUUGCUCCAUCCAAACCAAACGGUAUGAAACUUGAACUUUUCGUCUUUGACGUUUUUCCUUUCACAGAACGUAUGGCAGUUCUUGAAGUUGAAAGAAAGGAAGAGUUCUCACCUUUAAAGAACGGUCCGGGUACCGCGUCUGAUAAUCCCGAAACAAGUCGAAGGGAUAUCAUAAACCAACAUGUGAGAUAUGUUGAAAAAGCUGGCGGUACAGUCACACCAGGUGAUGGUGAUUCACCUGGUAAUCUUACAUUUGAAAUUUCACCGUUGGUUAGUUAUUCUGGUGAGGGGUUAGAAAAAUUAAAGGGGAAAACUAUCAAAACUCCUUUGAUUCUUGAUACUCCGGAUGAUUUAGAUAAAUGUUAA